This is a messenger RNA of Aethalodelphis obliquidens (Pacific white-sided dolphin), 2743 nucleotides long. RefSeq names its product anaphase promoting complex subunit 2 (gene ANAPC2). Lineage: Eukaryota; Metazoa; Chordata; Mammalia; Artiodactyla; Delphinidae. Gene Ontology annotation, cellular component: anaphase-promoting complex. Bases 87 to 2684 code for a protein of 865 amino acids. The record is from RefSeq and is a predicted model, not a curated record. The transcript has 13 exons. Gene Ontology annotation, molecular function: ubiquitin protein ligase binding. Gene Ontology annotation, biological process: protein K11-linked ubiquitination; metaphase/anaphase transition of mitotic cell cycle; ubiquitin-dependent protein catabolic process.
UCCACGGUACACGUCACUGCCGCGCGCCUCUCGUUUGCGUCAUCGCCGCGCGCCGCGCCGGCGGCUCUAGGAGCUGGUGGGAGCAGAUGGCGGCGGCGGAAGCGGCGGCGCACAAUGACCCCGGACCUGCCCAAGAGCUGCUGGUGGCCUGGAAUACCGUGAGCACCGGACUGGUGCCGCCGGCCGCUCUGGGACUGUUUUCUGUACUCCAGGCGUCCUCCCGGACCAGCGGUGCGGUCCCUCCAAAGGAGGAGGAGCUCCGGGCGGCGGUGGAGGUUCUCAGGGGCCACGGUCUGCACUCGGUCCUGGAGGAGUGGUUCGCAGAGGUGCUGCAGAACGACCUGCAGGCUAACAUAUCUCUCGAGUUCUGGAAUGCCAUCUCCCAACGUGAGAACUGUGCAGACGAGCCCCAGUGUCUUCUGCUGCUCCUCGAUGCUUUUGGGCUCCUGGAGAGCCGCUUGGAUCCCUACCUGCGUAGUCUAGAGCUCCUGGAGAAAUGGACUCGCCUGGGCUUGCUUAUGGGCACCGGUGCUCAGGGGCUUCGGGAAAAAGUUCAUACCACGUUGCGGGGCGUCUUGUUCUUUUCCACUCCCAGAACUUUUCAGGAGAUGAUCCAGCGCCUCUAUGGGCGCUUCUUGAGAGUUUACAUGCAGAGUAAGAGAAGAGGAGAAGGAGGAACCGACCCCGAACUGGAGGGGGAAUUGGACAGCAGAUACGCCCGCCGCCGGUACUACCGCCUUCUGCAGAGCCCACUCUGUGCCGGAUGUGGCAGUGACAAGCAGCAGUGCUGGUGCCGCCAGGCGCUGGAGCAGUUCCACCAGCUCAGCCAAGUCCUACACAGGCUUAGUCUGCUGGAGCGGGUCAGUGCCGAGGCCGUGACUACCACCCUGCACCAAGUGACCCGAGAGAGGAUGGAGGACCGCUGCCGGGGCGAGUAUGAGCGCUCCUUCCUGCGUGAGUUCCACAAGUGGAUUGAGAGGGUGGUCGGCUGGCUGGGCAAGGUGUUCCUGCAGGACGGCCCCAGCAGGCCUGCGUCCCCGGAGGCUGGGAGCUCCCUGCGCCGCUGGCGCUGCCACGUGCAGAGGUUCUUCUAUCGCAUCUACGCCAGCCUGCGCAUCGAGGAGCUCUUCAGCAUCAUCCGAGACUUCCCGGACUCCCGGCCGGCCGUGGAAGACCUCAAGUACUGCCUGGAGAGGACCGACCAGAGGCCGCAGCUUCUUGUGUCCCUCAAGGCUGCCCUGGAGACGCGACUCCUCCACCCAGGCGUGAAUACGUGUGACAUCAUCACCCUGUACAUCUCCGCCAUCAAGGCGCUGCGCGUGCUGGAUCCCUCCAUGGUUGUCCUGGAGGUGGCCUGUGAGCCCAUUCGCCGCUACCUGAGGACGCGGGAGGACACGGUGCGGCAGAUCGUGGCAGGGCUGACCGGGGACUCGGAUGGGACGGGGGACUUGGCUGUUGAGCUGUCCAAGACGGACCCGGCCAGCCUGGAGACCGGCCAGGACAGCGAGGAUGACUCCGGCGAGCCAGAGGACUGGGUUCCCGACCCUGUGGACGCGGAUCCAGCCGGAGAAGGAGUGGGUUUUCGGCAUCCCCACCUCAUGGGCUUGGCCGGGCACGAGCUGCCUGGCGCCAUCUGUGCCGCCUCCGUGUCUGAGAGGCGCCGGUGGUGCCCGUGCCAUGCAGGGAAGUCCAGCUCUAAGCGGCGCUCCUCGGACAUCAUCAGCCUGCUGGUCAGCAUCUACGGCAGCAAGGACCUCUUCAUCAAUGAGUACCGCUCGCUGCUGGCCGACCGCCUGCUGCACCAGUUCAGUUUCAGCCCCGAGCGGGAGAUCCGCAACGUGGAGCUGCUGAAGCUGCGCUUUGGCGAGGCCCCAAUGCAUUUCUGCGAGGUCAUGCUCAAGGACAUGGCAGACUCGCGCCGCAUCAAUGCCAACAUCCGUGAGGAGGAUGAGAAGCGGCCCGCAGAGGAGCAGCCGCCGUUCGGGGUCUACGCCGUCAUCCUCUCCAGCGAGUUCUGGCCGCCCUUCAAGGAUGAGAAGCUGGAGGUUCCCGAGGACAUCAGGGAGGCCCUGGAGGUCUAUUGCAGGAAGUACGAGAAGCUGAAGGCCAUGCGGACGCUCAGCUGGAAGCACACCUUGGGCCUAGUGACCAUGGAUGUGGAGCUGGCUGACCGUACCCUGUCCGUGGCGGUGACCCCUGUGCAGGCGGUGGUCCUGCUGUACUUCCAGGACCAAGCCAGCUGGACGCUGGAGGAGCUGAGCAAGGUGGUGAAGAUGCCCGUGGCGCUGCUGCGGCGGCGCGUGUCGGUGUGGCUGCAGCAGGGCGUGCUGCGAGAGGAGCCGGCCGGCACCUUCUCAGUGGUGGAGGAGGAGCGGCCCCAGGACCGGGACAGCAUGGUGCUCGUCGACAGCGACGACGAGAGCGACUCGGGCAUGGCCUCGCAGGCCGACCAGAGGGAGGAGGAGCUGCUGCUCUUCUGGACAUACAUCCAGGCCAUGCUGACCAACCUGGAGAGCCUGUCGCUGGAGCGCAUCUACAGCAUGCUGCGCAUGUUCGUGGUCACCGGCCCCGCGCUGGCCGAGAUCGACCUGCAGGAGCUCCAGGGCUUCCUGCAGAGGAAGGUGCGCGACCAGCAGCUCGUCUACUCCGCCGGCGUCUACCGCCUGCCCAAGAGCUGCGGCUGAGCCGUCGCCAGUCCCCGCCCGGCCCCCAGGAUGAGAGUAAAGCAGACGGUUCUUCCUCC